This is a messenger RNA of Pogonomyrmex barbatus (red harvester ant), 1055 nucleotides long. RefSeq names its product CBFA2/RUNX1 partner transcriptional co-repressor nervy (gene nvy). Gene Ontology annotation, molecular function: transcription corepressor activity. Gene Ontology annotation, biological process: DNA-templated transcription; negative regulation of DNA-templated transcription. Lineage: Eukaryota; Metazoa; Arthropoda; Insecta; Hymenoptera; Formicidae. The record is from RefSeq and is a predicted model, not a curated record. Gene Ontology annotation, cellular component: nucleus.
UCAUCUCUUUUAAUUAUCAUUAGUCUCCGUUAAUUGUAUCAAGAUUCAACAUGAGGGAGCAAUUUGCACUUAAUUUAUGCCGCCGCCCGCAGGUGAGAAAGCGGCUCGCGAAUAUGAAAGUGGAGGGCGGAGUGGCAACGACGACGGUUCUCCACAAGGUCAAGGUCAAGGAAGAGACGAAGGAAUGCUGCGGCUAUCAGCAGGUCUCACCGUCAUCCACGUCAGCGGCCACCACCGUCGCCGUCGCGACGCUCACUGUCUCGGCCGCGACGGCGAUCACAACGACCGUCACCAACAGCAAUGGUGUCUCCACCGUGAACGCGAAUUCUUCGACGACUACCACAAUGGUUGCCGCCGCCGCCGCCGCUACCGCCGUCGCUACCCCCGUCCUGCAAUCUUCCAGUAUUAUCUGCCAUCCGCCGACGACCGUCUCCAACACCGUGGAUUCCUUUCCGGUCGACCUCGACCUUAAGGCCAAGAAUAAGGCAUCCUCCACAACGCGGGAGAAAUCUUCGCGGGAGGAAGCGGUCCAGCCGGAGGCGCACUCGCCCUCCUCUCAGCAUCAAAGGAUCGGUCAGCAGAAGCAAACGAACGGCCCUCGAUCGGAAUACAAAGGCGCGUCCGGUUGCUCCAGGUCUUCUGAUAACGACAGCCCUUUGCCCUCGCAGUCGCUCAAGCCUGAGCUCGAAGAGGGUGCUCCAGGUGCUGGAAAUGCUGCGUCCAGGACGGAUGAACAAACUGAUGGCGUCGCACUGGCAAAUGGUACUGCCGGUGCAUCUAGAUGCGUCAGUGGCAUUUUUGCAGGACACAGCAAACUUAAGAGAUUGCUGGGUACCCUGGUGCAAUUCGCCACUGAUAUCUCAGCAGACACGGGGGACACGGUGCGCACCCUGGUACUUGCGCUUCUGAGCGGCAGCAUGACCGCGGAAGAGUUUCACUCCGCGUUGCAAGAGGCGACCAAUUUCCCGCUCAGAAGCUUCGUCUUGCCGUAUCUCAAACACACCUUGCCCUCUCUACAGAGAGACCUCAGCAACGCGGCGAGGGCGAAUAAUCAG